GAGAGAAAGCGCGUAAACAUGGCAAGAACCAAGCAGACCGCCCGCAAGUCUACUGGAGGCAAAGCCCCCAGGAAGCAGCUGGCUACCAAGGCCGCUCGUAAGAGCGCCCCGGCCACCGGAGGCGUCAAGAAGCCUCACCGUUACAGGCCCGGCACCGUGGCUCUGCGCGAGAUCCGCCGCUACCAGAAAUCCACCGAGCUGCUCAUCCGCAAGCUGCCCUUCCAGCGCCUCGUCCGCGAGAUCGCUCAGGACUUCAAGACCGACCUGCGCUUCCAGAGCUCCGCCGUCAUGGCUCUGCAGGAAGCCAGCGAGGCUUACCUCGUCGGCCUCUUCGAGGACACCAACCUGUGCGCCAUCCACGCCAAGAGGGUCACCAUCAUGCCCAAAGACAUCCAGCUGGCCCGACGCAUCCGCGGAGAGAGAGCUUAAGCUGCCUGCCUGCCUGCGCUAUACAAACAACAACAACGGCUCUUUUCAGAGCCAACUCACUCUCUCUGAGACAGUAUUCUUCAUGCAAUUUCAGUAACAAACUCCUGUUUAACAAACAUUUGUCGUUUGAAGCUGACAUUUUGCU
Archocentrus centrarchus (flier cichlid) is the source of this 574-nucleotide messenger RNA. RefSeq names its product histone H3. The transcript has a single exon. The coding region runs from base 19 to 429 and encodes 136 amino acids. Gene Ontology annotation, cellular component: nucleosome. The record is from RefSeq and is a predicted model, not a curated record. Gene Ontology annotation, molecular function: DNA binding; protein heterodimerization activity; structural constituent of chromatin. NCBI's taxonomy places the organism in Eukaryota, Metazoa, Chordata, Actinopteri, Cichliformes, Cichlidae.